Messenger RNA from Clunio marinus, 183 nucleotides. Lineage: Eukaryota; Metazoa; Arthropoda; Insecta; Diptera; Chironomidae. The record is from the annotation of a GenBank genome assembly.
AUGAAAGUCAAUUUAUAUUUAUCAUCACCAUCACCAACUGUGCUUUAUCAUCUUCUCCAAUGCCUUACAGAUGCGACUUUUGGUUUAAUUUACGAUUCAAUCAAAAACGACUUUGCUUCAAAACUUUUAAAGUUCCGAAAAUGGAACGAACAAUUAAUAGUACAAUUGCCUAUAUUAUUUUAA